Acanthopagrus latus (yellowfin seabream) is the source of this 942-nucleotide messenger RNA. It is a transcript of the gene rida, whose product is annotated as reactive intermediate imine deaminase A homolog. The transcript has 6 exons. Lineage: Eukaryota; Metazoa; Chordata; Actinopteri; Spariformes; Sparidae. Gene Ontology annotation, molecular function: deaminase activity. Gene Ontology annotation, cellular component: cytosol. The record is from RefSeq and is a predicted model, not a curated record. The coding region runs from base 95 to 502 and encodes 135 amino acids.
UAACAGCAACUGUUCUUUUCCCCAAGUAGUUGCACAACCACUUCAUUCACUCCGCGGUGUGUAGGAGGGUUUGUGAGGCAAAAAGUCAGGAAACAUGUCUGCUCUCAACAGAAGGAUCGUCAACACUACCUCGGCUCCGGCUGCCAUCGGUCCAUACAGCCAGGCGGUGGUCGUGGACCGAACGAUGUACAUCUCUGGUCAGCUGGGGAUGGACGUGGCCUCCGGUCAGCUGGUAGAAGGAGGAGUGCAGGCUCAGGCCAAACAGGCUCUCAUCAACAUGGGGGAGAUCCUUAAAGCUGCCGGCUGUGAUCACUCCAACGUGGUGAAGACGACUGUGCUGCUCGCUGAUAUAAAUGACUUCAACAGCGUCAACGAGGUGUACAAAACAUUUUUCAGCAGCAACUUCCCUGCCAGAGCUGCCUACCAGGUCGCUGCUCUCCCCAGAGGCGGACUGGUGGAAAUCGAGGCGAUUGCUGCCCUUGGCCCCCUCUCGGACUCCUGACUAGCCGGCCGCGUCACAAACAAGUUGUAGUCGAACCAUCAAGCGACCGUUUCUUUGUACAGUUGACACAUCGUUGCAUUUCCAGAUGACACAUGAAAGACCAACUAGGAUUUUAUUCCACACAGUCAGCUUUUUAGCGAAGGGUUGUCAGCGUUCUACCAUAUUAUGCUAAAACCCUGAAUAACAAGGCAGCACUUAUCUCCAGCAUUUGGCUUGUGGCUACCUGACACACUUAAUACCAAACAUAAUGAUGAAGUUGGAUUGAAUUGUAAAACCAGUCUAACAUUCCCUGCUCACAAUGGCCUAUGAUUCAGGAUCUAAACAAGGUCCUCUUGGUGCUCUUUCAGCUUUCGUGUCUCAUCUUUUUGUUUUGUUCCAGAUUGCCAUUUAAAACACAUUCUAAACGUGCAGCUCUCACUAAUAAAUGAUGGGUAAAAAUC